AUGGCCCUAAGAAGCAGUUUUGUUCAUACAUACAUUUCUGUUGGUGGUGCCAAGAAUGGAGGUGAACGUGUGGUUCCUGUUCACAAGGCACCCAGAUUCUAUCCCACCGAGGAUGUGCCCCGUCCUUUGAAAUCCCGAAAGACUGCUCGCGCCCCUGGUCUCCGCUCCACCCUCACCCCUGGAACCGUCAUCAUCAUCUUGGCUGGUCGAUUCCGUGGCAAGCGAGCUGUCUUCUUGAAACAGCUCACCAGCGGUCUUCUCCUCAUCUCCGGACCAUUUAAACUCAACGGUGUCCCCCUCCGAAGAGUGAACCAAGCUUACGUUAUCGCCACCCAGACCAAGGUCGAUGUAUCAUCGGUCACGUUGGAUGAAAAGCUAGAUGACGCUUAUUUCUCCAAGGACAAAAAGACUCGUGAACAGCGAGCCAAGGCCAAAGAGUUCUUCGCUGAAAACGGUGAGAAGGAAAAGAAGACACUCCCAGAAGCCAAGAUCGCCGAUCAAAAACAGGUUGACAAGGCCCUCAGCGCUGUCAUCGCCAAGACACCCAACCUUGCGAAGUUCUUAGCUUGUCCAUUCGGAUUGUCGAAGGGUGAAUUCCCUCAUUUGAUGAAAUUUUGA
Melampsora larici-populina 98AG31 is the source of this 618-nucleotide messenger RNA. RefSeq lists its product as uncharacterized. The coding region runs from base 1 to 618 and encodes 205 amino acids. Gene Ontology annotation, cellular component: ribosome; cytosolic large ribosomal subunit. Gene Ontology annotation, biological process: cytoplasmic translation; ribosomal large subunit assembly. The transcript has 4 exons. The record is from RefSeq and is a predicted model, not a curated record. Gene Ontology annotation, molecular function: RNA binding; structural constituent of ribosome. Lineage: Eukaryota; Fungi; Basidiomycota; Pucciniomycetes; Pucciniales; Melampsoraceae.